CUGCUACUCGAAAAAUACUAAAACCCCAAUGUGUGAAAGCGUUGCUGGUCUCAUGCAGAUUUGACGGCCGUGCAUUCUUGCAAAAGUUCAGGGGAAAGAGCAUUUUGUUUGCAGGCGAUUCUCUGACCCGUGAUCAGUAUAUGUCCCUGGCCUGCUUGCUCUACACUAGCGUGCCGGGGACAAAUUACAACAUGACAAGAGUAGGCCUAAUCUCCACCUUGAAAUUCUUGGACUAUGGACUCACACUGAUCCUUGAUAGAAAUGCCUUUCUGGUGGAUCUGGUGCCAGAAAAGAUCGGUGUAGUUCUAAAACUAGAUUCAGUUGCAGGAAGUGAAAAGCUAUGGUCAGGUCAUGACCUGCUUGCCUUCAAUACAUGGCAUUGGUGGGGCUACAAAGGAGCUCAACAACCGUGGAAAUAUAUUCAGAUAGGAACAAGGCUCUUGAAAGACAUGGACCGGAUGGUGGCUUUUGAGACCGCACUUGAGACAUGGGCUAAAUGGGUGGACACAAAUGUAGAUCCUGCUAAAACCACCGUUUUCUUUCUUGGAGUUUCUCCAUCCCAUUACAAGGGGAGUGAUUGGAACCAACCUCAAGUGAAAAACUGUGCUGGGCAAACUCGGCCGGUGCCCGGGCCAACAUAUCCAGGAGUAUUGCCACCAGCUUUAGCAGUGCAGAAGAAAGUAUUGAGCGAGAUGAGGGUUCCUGUGAAAUUGCUGGAUAUAACCACCCUUUCUCAAUUCCGUGUAGAUGCACAUCCGUCCUUUUAUGGCGCUGCAACUGCUGCUGCUGACUGCACCCACUGGUGUAUAGCUGGACUGCCUGAUACCUGGAAUCAAUUACUAUAUAAUCUUCUUUAUUGAUAUACAGAAAAGAAAGCAAAAAAAAGAUAUCAGAAUUAAUCAUGGAUUUCACACCAAAUAGUAGAAAACAAGUACCAUACAAAAUUCUCUCACUUGGGCUGUUGGUGAGAUUAAAGAAUCAAACCUUGCCUCCUACCGGCCACUACACCUGGCUUGCCACUUUCAGUGGCUUUCUCCGACGGUGAUUUUCGUUGGUUAGGUUUUCCUUUCUCCUAGAAUAGGAUAUUAGUAGGUUAUAGAAAUGUUAUCGUUGUGACAAAAAAUUAAUUACUGUACAAAAUUCUCAACUUUGAAGAAUUAUAUUAUCAUACUGUACAAUACAAAGGAGCACCAGAGAGGCCCCAUUCAUUCAAAAUC
Molecule: messenger RNA, 1217 nt
Organism: Coffea arabica (coffee)
Lineage: Eukaryota; Viridiplantae; Streptophyta; Magnoliopsida; Gentianales; Rubiaceae
Source: RefSeq, a predicted model, not a curated record